Molecule: messenger RNA, 1576 nt
Organism: Hevea brasiliensis (rubber tree)
Lineage: Eukaryota; Viridiplantae; Streptophyta; Magnoliopsida; Malpighiales; Euphorbiaceae
Product: probable choline kinase 2
Exons: 8
Coding region: 291-1334 (347 amino acids)
Biological process (GO): phosphatidylethanolamine biosynthetic process; phosphatidylcholine biosynthetic process
Cellular component (GO): cytoplasm
Molecular function (GO): ethanolamine kinase activity; choline kinase activity
Source: RefSeq, a predicted model, not a curated record
AUCCUUUUCAAACUUCUCUCCCAAACUGGUUUUUCCUCAUAUCCAACGGUUCUAAUUGAUUCUUAACCAUCAAUUUCUGUGUUUCACAUUAGGCCCCGCCGCCACUUUUCCCUCUUUCGUUGAAACGGUCUCCGGCGACCUGAGGAAACCGUCUCUCUUUCUCUCUGCGAUUCCCGCUCGGCUUUCUAUUCAGUCUGUAUCGGCCAUUAAAAGUGAAAAAAAAGAUCAGACUCUUCAACAAUAAUAAGUUUUAUCUAGUGAGUAUUGGUGGGUAUUUUUCUUUUCCUUUCAUGGGUGCUAUGGAAAGUCCGGUGGUGAAGAACAAAGAAGAUUGUAUACCAGGAGAGGUUAAGGAAGCCUUGAAGUCAUUGGCGUCCAAGUGGGAGGAUGUGCUUGAUGCAAAUGCAUUGCAGGUGAUCCCUCUUAAGGGGGCGAUGACCAAUCAGGUCUUUCAAAUCAAGUGGCCAACAAAGACGGAACAAGGCUCACAUAAGGUUCUGGUAAGGAUUUAUGGUGAUGGUGUGGAGGUCUUCUUUGACAGGAAUGAUGAGAUCCGGACAUUUGAGUUCAUGUCUAAACAAGGGCAGGGUCCUCGUCUACUGGGCCGGUUCUCAAAUGGGCGAAUUGAAGAGUUCAUUCAUGCAAGGACUCUGUCAGCAUCUGAUUUGCGUGAUCCUGAUGUAUCUGCUCUCAUAGCAGCUAAAUUGAAGGAGUUCCAUGGUCUUCAGAUGCCUGGUCCAAAGAAUGUGUGCCUGUGGGAUAGGUUGCGGAAUUGGCUGAAAACAGCUAAGAGUAUGUGUCCUCCUGAAGAAGCUAGAGCUGUUCGAUUGGAUGCCAUGGAGCAGGAAAUCUCCUUAUUGGAAAAGGAGCUCUCUGGAGAUCAAAGAAUUGGCUUCUGUCAUAAUGAUUUACAGUAUGGUAACAUAAUGAUCGAUGAAGAGACAAAAGCAAUUACCAUAAUAGAUUAUGAAUAUGCAAGUUACAAUCCCUUUGCCUUUGAUAUAGCAAACCACUUCUGUGAGAUGGCUGCUGACUAUCACACUGAUACGCCACAUAUUAUGGACUAUAGUAAAUACCCUGGUUUGGAGGAGCGUCAAAGGUUUCUGCAUGCAUAUCUGAGUUCGUCAGGUAAUCAAGUUAAAGACAUUGAGGUGAAGCAGCUUCUGGAAGAUGUUGAGAAAUACACACUUGCAAGCCAUCUAUUUUGGGCCUUGUGGGGCAUAAUAUCUGAACAUGUGAAUAAAAUCGACUUUGACUACAUGGCAUAUGCAAGGCAGAGGUUUGAGCAGUACUGGUUAAGGAAGCCUCAACUAUUUAGCCAAUUGUCCGUCUGAUGGUAAUAUUAUGUAGUUCAUAGGUCGCUUUCUCCUCCUUAGUGCUUUUGUUGGCCCUUGCAGUGUAUUUACUAAAAAACUUUGGGUAUUUGUUUAUUAUUUCUGCAAAAUAUGUUCAUUUGGCAACAUUUUAUUUCAUGCAUGCUGGUUUGUCUAUAUCGAAAAUACACUGCAGUAUUUCUUUGAAAUUUACAGAAUUUUCAGAUAAUUGAUGAUAAUGUGGAUGAUUGAAGAGCUGAUAA